AACGUAUGCAGCCUAACCGCAUAUAUGGUUUAGUUUCUAGCUUGUGGGUCUGGUGUCAAGCAAAUUCAGAGGUGUUAGGGAGUCAUAUGACAAUUAAAUACCAUUCUGAAAGGAUUUUUUGAAGGUUUGAGAUUACAAUUUUCCAGGAAAAAGAGCAUCCAUCUUAAAAAUUUGACAUUCGAAUUAAUUUGAAAGUACUUGUUCUAACCAAAAGCAUUAAAAAUAAAGCAGAAAGUUUCAAAUGAUUCAUGGAGUUAACUAAAUUGUCUCAAUAAGUUAAAUGAGGUUGAAUCUAUUGGAUUGACCUAUCAUGCUCUCACUGAGUACUUCGACACAUUAGUAAGAUUCUCUGCCAUUCAAAAUUUUAGUAUUUCCCAUAAACGUCUUUUCUUGACAUGAAUAUAGCUCAUAGAAUUAUGAAUGCUAGGAAUCUUUUAUUGAUCUGGAUAUGAAACCUUUGAAGAAGAUGAAACUUUACUAUGAACGGGACUAGCAGAUAGUCAGCUGCUACUCUCAGAUAGUCAGCUGCUACUCUCAGAUGUAGAAAAGAGAGGAUGAUUCAGGAAAGGCUGCAAGCUUUGGGGGUUAAGGAAUUGCAUGUGGAGAUCAAUCCAACCCUGUGAAGAUGCUUCUCAUGCUAGAGACCCUUCUGGACUAUCUUUAUGCAGCAAAAGCCAUCCGGAUGCUACAGAAUGUCAGAUGUCGAAGAGAAAACUCCUGAUAAACAACUCCCCUUUUUGGUCUGAAGCAACCAUGAAUUAAAUGGUUCCAAGUCAUUGGGCUUAAUAUGUCUAUUCGUUGUGUCAGAUCACGCUGUGAAGUUGGUUUUUCAUUACAUGUGGUCUUCUCAACUGGUUUAGUAAUGAUUUCCUAGUUCCACUGCCAAAUGGAAUGGCAUUUACUGUUUGUGUUGGCUAAGGGAAGAAGGCAGUGGAGAUACAUUGCGGUUGGUGGCACGAGGGAUCUGUCGGUGGUUCCAGUACUAGCAAGGGCUACAUGCUAAAACCCAACGGGGUUCAACUGUAAUUGCACCUCAGCAAAUUUCAUCCCUAAUCUCCCGUGGAAAUCCCCAGAAUCUAAAAUGCUGCUCGAUUACUUGAGUUCUUAUCAGCAAUGAGAGCCUUCUUCCAGAUGGAGAAAGAAUGCUUCCAAUGAGGUCGAUCAUUUCGGAAUGGCCUUAAAUCUCAGGAAAAUGAUUUAUUGGUCAAUAUGAGUUUGAUUCUUUUCUGCAAGUAAUUCAGAAACUACCCAUACAAACCGUACUCAAGAGUCAUUUUACAACUGAAAUUCAGUGAACUCAAGAUCAAUCCACUGAUUCAUGGGAUGCACCCUGUUCCUUUCAGAUUCGUCGGCAGCUCUCUCUCUCUCUCUCUCUCUCUCUCUCUCUCUCUCUCCUCCAUGGUUGUGUGGUGGUUGAGACUCUGAUCCUCAGGAGAGAAGUUAUCUCACUUAGACCAUCAUUAUUGUGGUUUCAGAUCUGGGUUGUUUGGCCCUCGAAUCAGAUCAGCCUGGGCAACGCAUUUGUUGAUUCUCCAUCAGCGGUGGUGGCACCAGACAUGAGUGACUAUGGUAGGACGAAGCAACGUGGAUGGAGGUGGUGUUAGAGCUAAAAGAUGCGGACGAUUGGAUUUAUAGAGGGGAAGGAGCUGCCAAUCUUGUUCUUGCUUACUCCGGAUCCUCUCCUACGUUUGUUGGAAAGGUACUACGCAUACAAAAGGCUCCUAGGAUUGAAUCUCCCCGAAACGGAUAUGAUAGUGAGGAUAGUCAUUCAGCUCUGACGAAUGAUGAGUGCCUUCUGUGGAGAGAAACUGAAGACCUUGUAUCCGCACCAACCAGGGAAAUAGCAGAGCAACUGUAUGUACAGCAUGUUAUCAGUCCACUGUUAGGUUAUGACCAUGUUGAUGCUGGGAAUCGUGUCUUUUUGUCCAAGGAAUUUCUCAAGGCGGUUGAAAAGAAUAUCCUUUCCCAGCGUCCUUCUCAGCGAGUUGAUGCAGCCAUGGUCAACGCUCAAUGUGAUUUUGCGCUUCUUAUGUCUGAUCAUUCAGUUUUUCCGUAUGGUAAUCUCCAAGGGAAAUUCUGCAUAUCUGUUGAGAUAAAGAUAUCAGAAAUAAGCGAAUACAAUCCACUGGAUUUGUUCUCUGGAUCCAAGGACAGAAUGCAUAAAGCAAUCAAGGCUCUGUUUGUUACCCCUCAGAACAAUUUUCGUGUUUUCUUGAAUGGUUCUCUCAUACUUGGGGGCUUGGGUGGUGGGGCAGACAGUACUAGUUGUAUGAUUGGUAAAGCAUUUGAGAAUGUACUCAAUGGGGUUAUUCAGGCAGACGGUUGCCAACGAACAUUGAAUUUCUUGCAUCUUGUUACUGAAGCUAUUUCCGGAUCAGGGUUACUGGAUCAGCUUCUCGAAGUCCAGAAGCUUGAUAACAUUGACAUAGAAGGGGCAAUUCAUGCAUAUUACAAUUUAGUUUGUCAGCCUUGUAUUGCAUGUAGAGAUCUGGGUGGUGAAAAACUGUCAGCUAGAUAUACAAAUUUGCACUCAAUGUCUUCGGACGAGAGCUUAAAGAUUGUGAGGGACUAUUUGAUAGCUGCAACUGCGAAGGACUUGAGCUUGAUGAUCAGUUUUAGAACCAGGGAAGAUCGGGAUGUGGAACUCCACAUAAUGGUGUAUUUCUCGACUCAACCAACCAAAGUUUUGAUACAACGUAUGCAGCCUAACCGCAUAUAUGGUUUAGUUUCUAGCUUGUGGGUCUGGUGUCAAGCAAAUUCAGAGGUGUUAGGGAGUCAUAUGACAAUUAAAUACCAUUCUGAAAGGAUUUUUUGAAGGUUUGAGAUUACAAUUUUCCAGGAAAGAGAGCAUCCAUCUUAAAAAUUUGACAUUCGAAUUAAUUUGAAACUACUUGUUCUAACCAAAAGCAUUAAAAAUAAAGCAGAAAGUUUCAAAUGAUUUAUGGAGUUUACUAAAUUGUCUCAAUAAGUUAAAUGAGGUUGAAUCUAUUGGAUUGACCUAUCAUGCUCUCACUGAGUACUUCGACACAUUAGUAAGAUUCUCUGCCAUUCAAAAUUUUAGUAUUUCCCAUAAACAUCUUUUCUUGACAUGAAUAUAGCUCAUAGAAUUAUGAAUGCUAGGAAUCUUUUAUUGAUCUGGAUAUGAAACCUUUGAAGAAGAUGGAACUUUACUAUGAACGGGACCAGCAGAUAGUCAGCUGCUACUCUCAGAUGUAGAAAAGAGAGGAUGAUUCAGGAAAGGCUGCAAGCUUUGGGGGUUAAGGAAUUGCAUGUGGAGAUCAAUCCAACCCUGUGAAGAUGCUUCUCAUGCUAGAGACCCUUCUGGACUAUCAUUAUGCAAAAACCAUCUGGAUGCUCCAAAAUGCCAGAUGUCGAGAGAAACCUUCUGAUAGACAUCUCCCUUUUUUGGUCUGAAGCGACCAUGAUUUAAAUGGUUCCAAGUCAUUGGGCUUAAUACGGCUAUUUGUUCUGUCAGGUCACACCGUGAAGUUGGUUUUUCAUUACAUGUGGUCUUCUCAACUGGUUUAGUAAUGAUUUCCUUGUUCCACUGCCAAAUGGAAUGGCAUUUACUGUUUGUGUUGGCUAAGGGUAGAAGGCAAUGGAGACACAUUGCGGUUGGUGGCAUGAGGGAUCUGUCGGUGGUUCCAGUACUAGCAAGGGCUACAUGCUAAGCUGUUUAAAAAAAAAGGGCUACAUACUAAAAUCCAACGGGGUUCAACUUUAAUUGCACCUCAGUAAAUUUCAUCCCUUAUCUAUCGUGGAAAUUCCCGGAAACGAAAAUGCUGCUCGAUUACUUGAGUUCUUAUCAGCAAUGAGAGACCUCUUCCAGAUGGAGAAAGAAAGCUUCCAAUGAGGUCCAUCAUUUCGACAUGGCCUUAAAUCUCGGAAAAGGAUUUAUUGGUCAAUAUGAGUUUGAUUCUUUUCUGCAUGUAAUUCCGAAACUCCCCAUACAACCCCUACUCAAGCGUCAUUUAACAACUGAAAUUCAGUGAACUUGAUCAAUCCACUAAUUCAUGGGAUGGACCCAAUUCCCUUCAGAUUCGUCUUCAAAAAUCAGUAGCAAAAUUUCAGAGAAAGGCCCGGUUUAGAGAGAGGUCAGAGCUUCUCUCUUUAUAGAAGAGUGGCUACCU
This is a messenger RNA of Rhododendron vialii, 4130 nucleotides long. Its product is annotated as inositol-pentakisphosphate 2-kinase-like. Lineage: Eukaryota; Viridiplantae; Streptophyta; Magnoliopsida; Ericales; Ericaceae. The transcript is spliced from 10 exons. Gene Ontology annotation, biological process: inositol phosphate biosynthetic process. Gene Ontology annotation, cellular component: nucleus. The record is from RefSeq and is a predicted model, not a curated record. Gene Ontology annotation, molecular function: ATP binding; inositol-1,3,4,5,6-pentakisphosphate 2-kinase activity. The coding region runs from base 1589 to 2815 and encodes 408 amino acids.